Molecule: messenger RNA, 1451 nt
Organism: Solanum verrucosum
Lineage: Eukaryota; Viridiplantae; Streptophyta; Magnoliopsida; Solanales; Solanaceae
Product: protein phosphatase 2C 57
Exons: 11
Coding region: 112-1299 (395 amino acids)
Biological process (GO): protein dephosphorylation
Molecular function (GO): protein serine/threonine phosphatase activity; cation binding
Source: RefSeq, a predicted model, not a curated record
CAAGUCUUCUUAUCCUUGGUUAACCUUAACCAAGCAAAUUUCUGCUUACUGGGGGACGAUCUUACACUAACUUCAGUCUGGUGAGAACCAAGACUCCCCCAUAUUUCAUCAAUGGCCUUAUCUAGUCCCCACUUGCAAAAGGUUCUUUUAAACAAAAUUUGCAGUUACAAAGUUACUGCCAAAAAGAGCAUAAUACAGAAGCCUCUUGGAGGAGGUGGAGGUGGAGGUGGAGAGGGCAGAGGAAGAUGCUGCUCUGCAAUUGCAAUCGACGCGCCAGCUCCUUUUACCAGUGUUUCUGGCAUCAGAUGGGGUUCAACUAUGGUCCAAGGUCUGCGUGAAGAGAUGGAAGAUGAUGCUGUCAUCGUUCAAUCGGAUGAUCUUGAUGGCUUCACUUAUGCUGCUGUUUUUGAUGGCCAUGCUGGCUUCUCCUCUGUCAAGUUCCUUAGGGAAGAGCUGUAUAAAGAAUGUGUUACAGCAUUACAAGGUGGGCUGCUAUUGAACAGAAAGGACCUAAAUGCAAUCAGGAAGGCACUACAAGAAGCUUUUGAAAAUGCGGAUAGAAAACUCUUGAACCGGCUUGAGAGUAGCGAGAAGGAAGAUGAAUCUGGUGCGACAGCUACUGCUCUAUUUGUUGGGAAUGAUACACUGAUCAUCGCACAUGUUGGAGAUUCAUCUGUGGUGUUGUCCCGAUCUGGAAAAGCAGAGAUACUAACCAAUUCACACAGGCCCUAUGGAAACAACAAGGUUUCUCUCCAAGAAAUCAGAAGAAUAAAUGAAGCAGGUGGAUGGAUUGUCAAUGGAAGAAUUUGUAAUGAUAUUUCAGUAUCCCGUGCUUUUGGUGAUAUGAGAUUUAAGACGAAGAAGAAAGAGAUGUUGGAGAAAGGGGUUAAAGAACGCAGAUGGUCUGAAAAGUUCAUUUCUCGGAUUCAGUUCAGGGGAGACUUGGUUAUAGCAUCUCCAGAUGUUUUACAGGUGAAUCUUGGAUCAGAUACCGAAUUUGUACUAUUAGCAUCUGAUGGAUUAUGGGAUUACAUGAAAAGUGAUGAAAUAGUAGAUUUCGUUAGGAACCAGCUUCGAGAGCAUGGUGAUGUUCAGAUAGCUUGUGAAGCUCUUGCACGGUUAGCCUUGGAUCGACGGACACAAGAUAAUGUCAGCAUUGUCAUUGCUGAUUUGGGGAGGACUGAUUGGCGAAAUUUAGCAGUAAAGAAACAGAAUGUUGUGUUAGAACUGGGACAAGCUUUAGUGACAAUCAGUUUUGUGUCAAUUGGAAUAUGGCUAUCAACAAUGAUUUUCCCUUAGAAGUUUGAUAGUAAUAUUAGUUAAUUGUAUAUAGUAUUUUUGUAUGAAAAGGAACAUAAAGCUUCAAUUAUACCUUGUACAUUUGCUUGUCAAGGUAAUUAAGUUAUGUAGCAUUUUAGAUAGUAUAUUCUAAAAAUAUGGAAAAUUCCAAA